Messenger RNA from Thelazia callipaeda (thelaziosis nematode), 1272 nucleotides. The record is from the annotation of a GenBank genome assembly. Lineage: Eukaryota; Metazoa; Nematoda; Chromadorea; Rhabditida; Thelaziidae.
AUGACUGCAGACGUUACAGUAGAAGCUUUGGACAGAAUGAUAUCUGUACUUGAAGAAAUCGGUACUAAGAAAGGGAUUGAAAUAAAUCAGAAAAUAUCAUUGGAUGAUAUUCUGACAGUAUUGUUCACGGCCACAAGGAUCAUCAUGGAAGAUGGCGUAUUGGUUGAAGUUGAAGUGCCAAUUAAAGUAGUUGGUGACAUCCAUGGCCAGUAUGAAGACUUGCACAAAUUAUUUGCAAUCAUUGGUAAAGUCCCGGAAGUACGAAUGAUAUUUCUUGGAGAUUACAUCGAUCGCGGGCCACAGUCUAUCGAAACGUUAAUCUACUUACUGUGCUUGAAAAUAAAGUAUCGAGAUCGGAUUUUCUUGCUGCGCGGAAAUCACGAAACACCGGCCGUAAAUCGUAUUUAUGGGUUUUACAACGAAUGCGCAGUGAAAUACAAUGUCGGUUUGUGGUGGGAUUUUCAAUCAUUUUUUAAUCGCAUGCCCGUCGCUGGACUCAUUUCAAAACGUGUACUUUGCAUGCAUGGAGGCCUAUCACCACACUUGACUAACCUUGACCAAAUCCGCCAGAUUAGACGUCCAUGUGAACCACUGGAUCGAGGAUUACUAAUUGACUUGGUCUGGUCUGAUCCGACAAAUAAAGGAGACGGCUGGUUUUACUCUCCACGUGGUCUAAGCUAUUCAUUUGGCAAAGGUGUAUUACUUGCUGCUUGCAAACUUCUUAAAAUUGAUUUGGUCAUCAGAGCUCAUCAGGUUGUACAGGACGGAUACGAGCUGAUGGUAGGCAAGAAGUUGAUUACCAUAUUUUCUGCCCCAAAUUAUGCUGGACAGUUCAACAAUGCUGGUGCAGUUGUCUGCAUUGAUGAUGACCUACAGGUAACUUUUCAACAGCUGCGUGUUCCACCUGGACCAACUUGUGUGCGACCUUGUCCAGAAGUAGCUUGCGCCCCAGGUCAAGCUUUAGCGUUGCCUGACGUUAAAAAAGUCAUUAGCACGCCUGAGACAAGUUCGGAAAAGAAGGAGGGGUCAAUGAGGAAACCUCCAGUGGGUAAUGAGAACGAAAGGAAAGAUGCAAGUAUGGGAGGUGAAAAGGGGAAGGAAGGGGAAGGGAGUGAGGAUGGAAAGACUGGGGUGGAAGUGAAGCAAGAAAAAGAAAAAGAAAAAGAAAAAGAGCAAGGCAAUGACGACAAAGAGGAGAAAAAGAGCACGAACGUCAAGGAGAGCUCUAAGCAAGAGAAAAACACCACAACCUCAGAUAAUAAAACUCCAUAA